Chara braunii is the source of this 2860-nucleotide messenger RNA. NCBI's taxonomy places the organism in Eukaryota, Viridiplantae, Streptophyta, Charophyceae, Charales, Characeae. The record is from the annotation of a GenBank genome assembly.
CGCAUCACCUGGCUCCCCUGCUCGACCCAUGUCUGCAACUUGAUGUUGUCAGACAUUGGGACACGAGUGGGGUGGGUAGUUGACACCAUUAUCCGUGGACGAGCGAUGGUGCAAUUUAUUAAAUCGCACGGCGCAGCUCUCACCCUUUACAAGAAGAAGAGCCCGCCCGUUUCGCUUGUGCAGCCCGUUGAGACUCGCUUCGCAUUAGUUUUCAUGAUGUUGACUUGUCUCCUCGGGAGACGCGACUCGCUGCAGGCGAUGUUGCAUGACGACGCGUGGGCGAGUAUCCCGUGGGAGCGGAGACUGCUGCCCCAGGCGAGAUGGGUGCAUCCCCAGAUUCAAGAUGGCGAGUUCUGGCGCUAUGUCGAGUUCUUGAUUCUUGUGAUGGAGCCCAUCCAUCAGCAGCUGAGGCGGAUGGACAAAGGAGGGAUGAUGAUGUCCAGCGUCUACGAGUGGAGCCGUCAUCUCGUUCAGCUUCAAACGAAGUUGGACGUUGUGCCGGCCGAUCUUCUGACCCCGUGCGUGCGAGAGGUCAGGAUGCGGCUCAUGCACUUAUUGGAGCCCGCGCACGCUGCCGCUCAUCUCCUAAAACCCGGUUGUCGGUCUUUGAGGUACUACGCAUCCCUCCACACCACGACAGAGGAUGCGGAGGUUGUACAUGAGAGUGAUCGUUUUCUCCUUGCGCAGACUGGAGUUGAUCCCACCAGCAGGGAUUACCUCGUUGUUUGUGACCAGAUGCGCCGAUUCCAUGCGCGCAGUGGAGACUGGGGUGACAGGCUGGUGUCGGAUGCCGAGGCGGAGGGUUGCCAUGGGGAUCAGGAGACGCACCCCUCUCCCGCGGAGAGGAAUUGGGCGGCCCACGAGCGCAUUCAGACGGCAAAGCGGAGCAACUUUGCCUUCGCCAAGCUGGAACAGCUGGUUGAGAUCACGACAAAUCUCAAACUGGCUUCAUGCAGGCAGCAGGGUGGCGGCUAUGUGCUUUCGUGGGUCAUGGAGGGUGUCGACACCGAGAGACGGUUGCCGGACGAGGACGAGGACGAGGACGGUGACCCUGAGCCUAACGUGUGGGGGGCGAGACCCGUUGGUACGUUCACCGACCGGGAGAUUACGAGGCAGAUCGAUGUUUUUCGCAAGGAAGACACAAGUCGUCCUCGAGAGGUUUCUGUUGUAUUCGGGGAUCAGGUGGCCACUCUGCUCCCUUUCAACCAUGUGCCUCCUCCCCCGUCCCGGGGUGCAGCAGAGGGUUCUACGGCAGCCGUUGAGGACGGAGAGGACGAUUGGAUGGACGUAGAGGAUGUGGUGGGGGGCAUAGACAGGACGGCGGAGCAGCCCCCCUCAUGGCCCUUUGAUGUUGUGGGUGGUGGGGCUGACACAUGCGGAUUGGACGCUGGAGGCGGGGGGCAGGUAGAUGUGCCAUGCGAGGGUGGUCCUGUCGGGGGUGUCGAGACGGUGGGGGCAGACACAGGAGAUGAGAGCUCUGACGACGGCGAGGAGUGUGCGGCCGCCGAGGCUAUCGUAGACGACGUCAUGAUUGGCAUAUGCGCGGCUGGCACAGAUGGCGGGACUCAUGGAGGGGAGGAGGGGAUGGUGGACGAGGGCAGUGUGCCUUUGCCUGAGGAGGAGUUGGUGGACGAGGGGAGUGUUCGUUUGCCUCAGGAGAAGUUGGACGAGGGCGAUUUGGCUUUGCCAGAGGAGGAGUUGGUGGACGACGGCAGUGUGCCUUUGGAGGGCAGUGUGCCUUUUGUUGAUGGGCGACACAGGAUGAUGAGGAGGGAGCAGCGGUCGAUGCAGGGCACAGUGCCCCGGGGGUGGUCGUCUUGUCGGCGAGUGACGGACAGUCUGAGGAGGGACUACGAUAGAGGACGGGGGCUGUUCGCACGAGGACCAUCGGGGGAGGGAGAUCCUGCAGCGGGUGCGAGUGAGGCUGGACGAUCGAGUGUCCACACAGCAGGACGUAUACUCGGAUUGGAUACAGUCGAGACAAGGAGGACAGAGAGGUUGGAGGUUUAUCCCGCUCGAUCAGCCAUUGACGACAGAUGGCAGGGACUGCCGUACACAUCGGGGGAGGAGGACUUGCAUAUGCCACAGGGUUCGAGACGUCAUGACUCGAUCAGGGAUCUUGAUGCGGAGAUUGCUGCUGACCAGCAGCGGUUGGCGGACCUCAUUCGCAAGCGUGAGAGGAGGUUGGAGACGGAGGCACAGGCUGAGGAGGCGGACACAGAGACCGAGCCCAUCGACACAGCUAUGCGGAGAGAGAGGCAUCGGAGAGUAGCGUCCGCGGCAGGCUCACACCUUGCACCCGUAGGGAGAGAGGGAGCACCACAUGGUGGGGGUCGGGGUGGGAGGAGAGGAGCAUUGGCAGGGUGAGGGAGUGCAGCACGUCAUAGCACUCAUACUAGGCGCGGUAGCAGGGGUUAGCGACUUGUGUAGCACGGCAGAUCAGUUUUUUACUUUCAUGUUUUUUGUAUGCUAUCUUUAUUUUAUUCGUACAUUACUGUCAUGUUCUUAGUUGUUAGGUUUCAGACUUGCUAUACGUUGUCAGUUUUACACGGCAGGAGUUAGCGACUUUAUGUGUCAGACUUGCUCAUGGUUAUAGUAUUCUUUUCCUGCACUGCAACACCUGUUUUGGUUUUCUUGGCCAGGUUGUCAUGUUGACUUUGUUCACAUUUCGUCAUAGACACAUAACGUUUGCCAGUGCUAUGUUUGCAUCAUGUAUUGGUGUUUUUGAAUGUGCUGUAUUGUCCUUAUGUCUAUCAAACCCUAUCCCCUCCCAGUUAAUGUCCCUCCCCAACCGCCUUUCAGCCAAUGAGCCCUCUCUUUUUGCGCCCUCCCAAAUUCCCAAUGAAUGACAUCCACCAGC